AUGAGGACCGUACAGCUGCUGCUUGUCAUCGGUCUGUGUGUGACGAGCGUCGCCUCGUCCCUGAAAAUCUGCGCUUUUAACGUCCAGAGUUUCGGUGAAUCGAAGGCAAACAACAGAAAGGUCAUGGGGAUUUUACUGAAGAUUUUGUCCCGAUGUGACCUGUGCCUGAUUCAGGAGGUCCGGGACUCAAAAGGAGAAGUGAUCCAAGCUUUGGUCAAAGAUCUGAACAGGCUGGACAGGUCCAACUCCUACUCCUAUGUGGAAAGUGAAAGGCUGGGCAGGACAACCUACAAGGAGCAGUACGUCUACAUUUACAGGAACAACAAGCUGAAGGUCAAAGAUCAGUAUCAGUACCCAAAAGUCGGGGGGGAGGGGACCAACGAGACGGACGUCUUCUCCAGAGGGCCCUUCAUCGUCCGCUUCCACUCCUCCACCACACUGGUGAAGGACCUGAUCCUGAUCGGACAGCACACCAGCCCCAAACGGGCCAUGAAGGAGAUGGACGAACUCUACACCGUCUUCAAAUGGAUUUAUAAGAACUGGAAGACUGAGAACGUGAUGAUCUUAGGCGACCUGAACGCCGGCUGCAGCUACGUCACCACGAAGGGCUGGAGGGCCGUGCGCUUGAGGAGCGACCCCAGAUUCCGCUGGCUCAUCGGGGACGAGCAGGACACCACGGUCCGAGAGAGCACGCACUGCGCCUACGACAGGAUCAUCGUGCACGGCCGGGAGAUCAUGGCAGGCAUCGAGCCGGGUUCAGCACAACCGUUCAACUUCAAAAAGGAUCUCCGCCUGACUGAGGCUGAGGCUCUGGAAGUGAGCGACCACUUCCCGGUGGAAGUCGACAUGAGGCCCAACCAUCGCUACCUCCUGCGCCACGAGCUGUAGACCACCGCCGACACCAC
Salarias fasciatus (jewelled blenny) is the source of this 905-nucleotide messenger RNA. It is a transcript of the gene dnase1l1l, whose product is annotated as deoxyribonuclease I-like 1-like. Gene Ontology annotation, biological process: DNA catabolic process. Bases 1 to 888 code for a protein of 295 amino acids. The record is from RefSeq and is a predicted model, not a curated record. The transcript is spliced from 8 exons. NCBI's taxonomy places the organism in Eukaryota, Metazoa, Chordata, Actinopteri, Blenniiformes, Blenniidae. Gene Ontology annotation, molecular function: deoxyribonuclease I activity; DNA binding. Gene Ontology annotation, cellular component: nucleus.